Molecule: messenger RNA, 270 nt
Organism: Triticum turgidum subsp. durum (durum wheat)
Lineage: Eukaryota; Viridiplantae; Streptophyta; Magnoliopsida; Poales; Poaceae
Source: the annotation of a GenBank genome assembly
AUGGCGUGGAGCAACCAUCGCGAUGUCUAUAUCAUCAGGUGUCCGUCAUGCCGCCGCCAAGAGCAAGCCACCGCUACCAAGGGAGAGAAGGCCACUGCAGCCCAAGCCAAGCAGGAGGAGGCGCUCGCCGCUCCACACCAAGCAGAGGUGCACUCCGCCAAUCACGGCGCCCAUGCAAAGGAGGAGGUGCUCGUUGCCCGUCACUUUGCCAGAGCCAAGUACGAGAAGUGCAAGGCCUGUGAUGCUCACGAUCGAGCGGAGCAGCAGUAG